CAGCAAAUAAGCAUAGGCAGAAGCUUAGCAAUGGCCAUCACCAAGCUUGCGGUCGUUGCCAUGCUUGUGAUACUACUGCAUGUGUCCAUGUUAUGCGCCGUGGCACAGCACCACGGCGUGAUGACGCUGAACGGGUUCGAGAAAGGCCAGGAAGGCGGGGUGCCGUCGGAGUGCGACGGCAAGUACCACAGCAACAAGGAAAUGAUCGUGGCGCUGUCCACCCGCUGGUACGGGGGCGGCCGCCGGUGCCUGAAGAUGAUCCGCAUCACCAGCGAGCAGAACGGGCGCGCCGCGCAGGCCAAGGUGGUGGACAAGUGCGACUCCAGCAACGGAUGCAAGGACAGCAUCGUGGACGCCUCCGCCGCCUUGUGGAAGGCGCUCGGCCUCAACACCGACAUCGGCGAGGUCCCCGUCACCUGGACUGACACCUGAAACUAUGCAUCGAUCCACCGGUAAGCAGCGGCGGGCGACCGCAAAGACGGCAGUGCUAAUCGGUGCAGUCAUGUCGAGUACGUAUAUACGCAUAUGGCAGAAUAAACUACCCGUAUGGAUAGCAGUGCGGGUUUACGGAGUAAGUAUCUUGUAAUUUAACUAGUCGGUGUUUUCUGUUGUGCAAUAACCCGACCUAGGCUAUGCUGGAGUAUUGUACUACUCUCGUACUGUAUUACGGAAGAAGAAAUGCUAGCUCUUCAGCAGUCUUCACUAAAUAUCUCUAUCUGAGUUCAUCUUU
Aegilops tauschii subsp. strangulata is the source of this 730-nucleotide messenger RNA. Its product is annotated as putative ripening-related protein 6. The record is from RefSeq and is a predicted model, not a curated record. NCBI's taxonomy places the organism in Eukaryota, Viridiplantae, Streptophyta, Magnoliopsida, Poales, Poaceae.